Molecule: messenger RNA, 1401 nt
Organism: Durusdinium trenchii
Lineage: Eukaryota; Dinophyceae; Suessiales; Symbiodiniaceae
Source: the annotation of a GenBank genome assembly
AUGACCACUUUCCAAUCAACCCGUGAGACAUCAACGCCUUUGGCAGCUGCGAGGGGCUGCAAACGAUGCUGCCUCUUCCUGGCUGUCUGGCUUUGGGUGCCGUCCUUCCGGCCGCAUCUCAGCUUCGUUGGGACCACCGUCGCCCCAUUUCGGCCCGGAGAAACGCCGCCGGCGACCACGCGCUUCGUGCGGGAGAAGAAGGGUUCGCUGUGGCGAAGGAACGGCGAUGCCAAGGCUUCAAAAGGUGGGAGGUCACGGAGAUCACGACGGUCGCGCGCAGUUGCACAGAUGGCACCAGAUGGUGUGAAGGCUGCACAGAUGCUGACCGCCAGCAUCAAGAAGGCUCAGACAGCUGCUGACUUGCUUGGGGUUUUGGAUGAGGCAGUGAACUCGCCGUACUUCAACUACUUCCACGUGUCGGCAGCGUAUACCAGCUUGGUAUCGUUUCAUCGAGGCAGAGCAUUACUGCCAAGUUCUGCCGAGAGCCCCGUGCUGCAGAAACUCCACGUGCAGACUGAGACCUUGAUCACAUUGAAACAGAUCAACCCACAGGCUUCUGCCAAUGUGCUAUGGGCAAUCACGGCAUUGUUUGAGGCAAUUCCUGGAACAACUCAGUUGCUUCCUGCUUUGAUCAAUCUUUUUCCGGAGACUGUGCCAGGCAUGAAAGCACAAGAGUUGGCAAACUGUGUGUGGGCAUCAGCACAAUUGAAGGAUGUCGCUCCUGACGUGCUGAAGGUCGUGCCAGCACUCAUUUCCCAAAUUCCAGGCAAAGCUCUGGACAUGAAGCCUCAAGAAUUGUCGAACUCUUUGUGGGCCUCAGCACAUUUGAAGGAUGUCGCUCCUGAUGUGCUGAACGUCGUGCCUGCGCUCAUUUCCCAAGUUCCAAGCAGAGCUGUUGACAUGAAGCCUCAAGAAUUGUCCAACUCUUUGUGGGCAUUAGCACAUUUGAAGGAUGUCGCUCCUGAUGUGCUGAAGGUCGUACCAGCACUCAUUGCCCAAGUUCCAAGCAGAGCUGUUGACAUGAAGCCUCAAGAAUUGUCGAACUCUUUGUGGGCAUCAGCACAUUUGAAGGAUGUGGCUCCGGAUGUGCUGAAGGUCGUUCCAGCACUCAUUGCCCAAAUUCCAAGCAGAGCUGUAGACAUGAUUCCUCAACACUUGUCCAACUCUUUGUGGGCAGCAGCGCGCUUGAAGGAUGUUGCCCCUGAUGUGCUGAAGAUAGUGCCAGCACUCAUUGCUAAACUGCCAAGUAAAGCUGGCCAAAUGACAGGAAUUGAGUUGUCCCAAUUUAGGUGGGCAGCCGCAGAGUUAAAGGAUGUAGCACCCGAAGUGCUGAAGAUGGAGGCUUCCAUCCAAGCAAGGUCGCAACACAAGUCAGACCCCGGCCAUGCGGAUUCUCAAUGA